AGUUUGAAAAUGCUAAUUGAUGUUGUAUGAUUCUGGACAAGCCACCGUGCUGCCUUGUGGACAACAUGACCGAGUGGCGCAGAUUACUGUUCUAUUUGAAAAGUGCGCUCCUCCCUCACCGCUUUUGCCCAUUCAUGUGACGGCCCAGACACCGGUGCCCCACGGUUCAGCAUAAUCGAAUCCACCCAUUGGUCCCUUCCGCCCCAUGUCAUUUGAUUGGUGAAGUAGUUUGCACUGCAGUCACCGCAAGGAGUGUAAGCAACGUGAACUGUCAGACACAGACGGUGCACUUGACAUGGAGAGGUAUCGUGACUGGUAGUGACACCAGCAACCCCCAUCAGCUUGGUCAGCCAUGAGAGCUGCUAUCUGAGGACUUACACCACCACCACCACUAUGAAGGUCCCUGCCAACCUCAAUAUUUCCUAUGGGGACAUGGAUCCCCCUGACACCCCUCCCACCAUGUCCAUUGACAAGCUCUUCCCAGCACUCCUGGAGUGCUUUGGGAUCAUCUUGUGUGGCUACAUUGCUGGUCGAGCAAACAUCAUCACAUCCACACAGGCCAAAGGAUUGGGGAACUUUGUGUCCAAGUUUGCCCUCCCAGCAUUGCUCUUUAAGAACAUGGUACUGUUGGACUUUGGCAAUGUCAUCUGGCCAUUUCUGUGGAGUAUUCUCAUCGCCAAAGUGUCUGUGUUUUUCAUUGUGUGUGUGAUUACACUGCUGGUUGCCAGUCCCGACACUCGCUUCAGCAAAGCUGGUCUCUUCUCAAUCUUUGCUACUCAAAGCAAUGACUUUGCUUUGGGAUAUCCUAUUGUUGAGGCCUUGUAUAAGAACACCCACCCGGAGUACCUACAGUACAUCUACCUGGUGGCCCCAGUGUCUCUCAUGCUUCUCAACCCGAUUGGCUUUGCCUUCUGUGAGAUCCAGAAGUGGAGGGACCAGAGAGACCGGCAGCAGAACAAACUCCAAAUAGUGGGUGUGGUCAUCCUUCAAGUUCUGAAGAACCCCAUCGUCUUCAUGGUUGUUAUUGGCAUCAUCUUCCACUUCAUCCUGGCCCAGAAGAUCCCUGCUUUCAUGGAGCAGUUUGUGGACGGCCUGGCCAACUCUUUUGGAGGAGCGGCCCUGUUCUACUUGGGCCUCUCCAUGGUGGGCCAGUUGGGAAAGCUCACCAGGUCUACUGUUGUAGCCCUGAUCCUGCUCAUCACUGCAAAACUGUUGGUGAUGCCGUUGAUCUGUCGAGAAAUGGUGGAGCUACUGUAUGCCGACCACACCAACACUGGUCUCAACCAAUCCAGUCUCUCCAACUAUGCCUUCCUCUAUGGAGUCUUCCCUACCGCCCCCAGUGUGGCCAUCUAUGCUGCUCACUAUAACAUGGAGCUACAAGUUGUUACCUCGGGGAUGGUACUAAGCACAUUCCUCUCAGCUCCCAUAAUGUAUGUUUCUGCUUGGUUGCUGACAAUACCAUGGAUGGACCCUAAGCCAUUGAUGGAUUCACUGCAGAAUGUCAGCUUUAAUGUCAGCAUCAUCAGCUUAGUUACACUGGUUUGGACAGUGACCGUCAUGUUCCUGAGUAAGAAGUUCAAGAGACUACCUCACAUGUUCACCCUCAACCUGUUCCUGGCACAGAUUCUGGCUUGUGUCGGCAUGAUCCUGUGGAACUUUGUCGUGCGCCAAGACAGCUUCAUUGGACACGUGUUGACGUUCACACUGUUGUACGGCUCACUGUACAGUACUUACGUGUGGCCAGGUCUGAUAGCGUUUUCCCUUGUGCUGAUGAAGAGGGGUGGUGAGCUGAAGGUUGCGCCAGGCUUCCUGGUGAUUGCAGGCUGGGGAGUCCCAGGCCUUGUGGCAGCAGUGCUCCUCAUAACUGGGAAGAGGAUGCCUGACACCAUCGACUCUGCGUUCUUCUACGGGACACCCCAGAACAUCUGCACCUCAGUUGUGCUUGCCUUCAGCAUAGUGCUGAGUGGGGGCUCAUUGAUGGGCCUCAGUCGAGGCACAUGGGAUUCGAAGUACCAGGUCCUGGAGAGAGACUCUCUGUUGGGCACUACUGAGGAUCUGAGGCCCCAGAGUUGCCCCGAUACCCAAACUAUUCCAGAUAUGUUGGAGCCAGGCAGAGCCAGAAGCAUCAACCAAGAGUGCCAUAUGUGUGACUGUGCUCCGUCCCAGCCCAUGCCUGAUAUGAUUGUCAGCACAAACAAAAAUGCCGCACUUCUCAUCGAGCCAGGUCAGUGUGGGACUGGCUGUGAGUCCACAGGCUGUCUACUGGCCCAGGAGGAGCAGCAGAGGCAGCUAGCAGACAGACAGGUGGCCCGCCACGUGCUCCUAUGCCUGCUACUGACCGUCAGCCUAUUAGCUAACCUGUCCAGCUGCCUGUGGUGGCUGUUUAAUCGAGUUCCUGGGAGACUCUACUUAGAGCUGCAGUUCUUCUGUGCUGUGGUCAACUAUGGACAGGGCUUCAUCUCAUUUGGGAUUUUUGGUCUGGACAAACAUCUGAUAAUAUUGCCAUUUAAAAAGAGGAUGUCCAGUCUGUGGCAUAGUAUGAAGCCAGAGGAGCAGCCUCAACUGGUUGUGUCUGACGACAUCAUGAUGACCUGCACUCAAUUCACCAAAUACCACAAAGAGCAGUGUGUCCGGGACAUUGUCCAGAAGAAGAGGUGUGGGGAGAGGAUGGUGGCGGACACUUUUCUUGGCAGUGAGCUGGUGGAGUGGCUGUUGCAGGUGGGUCUGUCACAGGACCGAGGAGAGGCGCUGCUCUACGGUGGCCGACUGCAGCAGGGUGGGGUUCUCCAGCACAUCACCCAGGAGUACGGCUUCCAAGAUGACGAGCUGCACUACCGCUUCACAGCGUAAGGUGGGCCCUGGGAAGGCCCCGUCUCAAGGGCUCUCCUGAGGCACAGGAUGACAGAGGUUGGCUACCUACCUACCAAACCUGAAACCAGGUCUCUACCUACCUAGCAGUAAUAACCAAUAGAGGUGAAUUGAAGAGUGCUGCAUUUUGAAAUACUCAUACUGUUUUGCACAUGGGAAAUAUGCAGUCAUAACAAGCAUUGAGCACUUGUUUGUUUUUGUCUUUUGAACUGUCCGUUGUAAUAUGUUUGUGUGGUACCGUAUGCAUAACGAGAUUUAAGUUUGCCAAGGAGGCAGAUCUAAUCAUGAAUAAUCUUGCAUUAUCAUCUCAAGUUGUACAGACUAGCUUGUUCAGUCAGCCUCAUGGUAUACAUGUUUUUUUAUUUAGUUCGAAUGACAAGAAUGGUAUUAAAAAUAGAAUAAUGUUGCUGUGUAUUCUAAAUGUCCUUAAUUUGGCCAUUGUUUAGAACUUGAAAAUAGGAUACGGCAGCUAGAUCUAUUUUGAAUCAUGUAGCUAGAACGGUGUCAAAUGUUUAUGUCUGCUGAGGCAUAAUUGUGGUUUUGGUUUUGACUUAUUUUAAUGAUUCUUGGCCAGGAAAUAUACAUUUCUGAUCAGCUAUCUUUUGGGAUUUCUAAAUAACAAUUACAUUUCAGUUUGUUGGGAGAAAAGGAGUACAAUGCCAAAUGUGCCAGAUUAAAUGUCAUCUGUAUUAUGUGUUAUUUUGGAGCGAUGUUACUUUGUCCUUUUAAUGGGGUUGUGCUUAUUACUGUUGCUAAUAAGGUAAUUGAGCCAUGUAUUCACCUUAUUUGGCAUUAUGAAUGUUUGAAUGAUGGUUUGUCAAUGUAUUUGUUUUUUCCCAUGUCACUUGACUGAGAAUAUACGGUGUCAUGUACUUUGAAGCCAACUAAUGCUGCAUGUUCCUCUGAUUCCCAGCCUGUUCUGAAAGAAAAAAAACAACUAUUGCAACCUCUGGUUUACAACAGAACUGGUGGAUACAUGUUGUGGUAACGUGUGGCUCUAUCUUUAGGCCUUUUCAGGGUAUUUCCAGAUGCCUGACGGCAGU
Molecule: messenger RNA, 3911 nt
Organism: Oncorhynchus tshawytscha (Chinook salmon)
Lineage: Eukaryota; Metazoa; Chordata; Actinopteri; Salmoniformes; Salmonidae
Gene: gpr155a
Product: G protein-coupled receptor 155a
Exons: 16
Coding region: 394-2850 (818 amino acids)
Biological process (GO): intracellular signal transduction; transmembrane transport
Cellular component (GO): membrane
Source: RefSeq, a predicted model, not a curated record